Molecule: messenger RNA, 3862 nt
Organism: Clupea harengus (Atlantic herring)
Lineage: Eukaryota; Metazoa; Chordata; Actinopteri; Clupeiformes; Clupeidae
Gene: camk1gb
Product: calcium/calmodulin dependent protein kinase IGb
Biological process (GO): protein phosphorylation
Molecular function (GO): ATP binding; protein kinase activity
Source: RefSeq, a predicted model, not a curated record
CUGCUUUUGGUUUAUUUGGUAUUUGGCUAUGCUAAUGUUCCUGUGUGAAGGUUUUGUUGUCAACAUUACUACAUACGUAAAACUGGUUAUAGACUUAAAAUUACGAUGUGAUUUCGAAGGUGUGAUAAAAUUUCUGUGUUUACUUCUGCCUAAAAUAUUUGCCAAGUGAUGCAUUCGCUAUUGCUGUACGGUCAUUUGUUAAUGCAAAUGUGUACUGGAAUAAAUAUAUUUUUAAAAGAAAACUAGGAUAAGAACGUAAAUAAUUAUUAUUUGCAGUGGAAUAGGAAUAGUUACCUGUUACCUGUUACCCAGCUAAUGCCAAACAUAUAAUCUUCAGGAGGCUCUAUGUGUGGCCCUUGAUCUCAUUAGCCAAAAGAAAGUCCCAGUUCAUCUUAAGUGGAUGUUCUUUGCUUUUUUGGGUUACCCUAUUUGUCUAUUAAUUGACUUAAUGGCUAAGAGACUCCAGAUCUUUAACUGCAUCAAAUGUUGGUUUUGUUUUUUUCUUUUUCUUUUCUUUUAACUUUUUUUUGUCAUUAGAAUUGUUUAGGGUAUUUUGGAGAACAUGGCUGCUGCAUUAAACCAUUCAUGCUGUGUUGGAUUUUGCAUGACUGGUCCUCCGGGUGAUCCACACAUAGAUCAAAAUACGUUAAGCAGUUAUAUACGGGGAAGGAACUGACUUGCUCCUUGUAUCAAAUGCUAAUCCUAUUUGAACCUGUUUAGUCUAAAGGCAUUUUCUUCUUAAUCAUACCACACAGCAAAGUGAAACAAAUUGUUGGGGUUCAUAAUAUCAUGUAUAAUACUAUAAAUGUCAUGUAUGGCUUCUUAUGUGGCAAAAGCUGCAGAAAUGCGGUAUUUCAAAUACAUGUAGAUUGCACACAUGGGAAGAAUAAUUUCUUUCUCACACCUCAUCGUUUUACUCUCAGAUGGCCUUGCAUCACUGUACAGACACCACUGUGUUCCAUCCCUAAAGGCUGUGUUUGGCACUGAAUACCCAUAGCUUUAGAGAGGCUGACGCUUACGCCCCCUGUGCUUGCAUUCACCAACGUAAAUCACUUUGUGUGUCUGCCAGUUCUGCCUGGCAUGGUGCAAGAGUUAUGGCAGGCUGUGGGUGGCUGAGGGGUGAUUAAGGUUGGCCAGUGAGACAAUGAGUCAAUCCCCUGGAUCCUUACCAGGCCAAAUGGAGAAACUGAAGUGGCACCUGGCCCAGACAAAGUCAUAGACAGCUUCUGGUUUGCCCUCGAGACGGUGGUGAGCCGUGGUGAUAAGGAUGAGGAUGACUAUGCUUCUGCCGCAGUUGUUCUUUACUGACUGAGCUGACAGAGCUGGACAUAGCUAACUGAUGAGGAGGAUUACAUUUCUUUACAAGAGCUUUUACUUAUCAGUUUUCUGGAACUAAAUCCCGGUUGAAAAUCAAUCAGACAUGGGUCGCAAGGAGGCUGACUAUGAGUGGAAGAAGACCACAGAGGACAUCCAGGAGGUGUUUGAUGUUAUGGAAGUGCUUGGAUCUGGGGCAUUCUCUGAGGUCUUCAUGGUGAAAGAGAAGAAGACCGGAAAGCUCUUUGCCAUGAAAUGUGUGAAGAAGAAGAACAAGAGGGAUUUGAACCUGGAGAAUGAGAUUGCCGUGUUGAGGAGGAUCCAACAUGAAAACGUGGUGUGUCUGGAGGAUUUCUAUGAGAGCCGGACCCAUUACUAUCUCCUCAUGCAGCUUGUGACUGGAGGGGAGUUGUUUGACCGGAUCCUAGACAGGGGCAUGUACUCGGAGAAGGAUGCCAGUCACGUCAUCCAACAGGUGCUGGAGGCUGUCGGCUAUCUGCACAAGAACGGCAUCGUUCAUAGAGACCUAAAGCCUGAGAAUCUGCUGUACUACAGUCCAGAUGAGAACUCUAAGAUCAUGAUUAGCGAUUUUGGUCUGUCUAAGAUUGAGGACAAUGGCAUCAUGUCCACUGCCUGUGGAACACCUGGUUAUGUGGCCCCUGAGGUGCUGGCUCAGAAGCCUUACAGCAAAGCAGUGGACUGCUGGUCCAUUGGAGUCAUCACAUACAUUCUUCUGUGCGGCUAUCCCCCCUUCUAUGAGGAAACAGAGACUCGUCUCUUCUCUAAGAUCAUGAAGGGGCAAUAUGAGUUUGACUCUCCAUUCUGGGAUGACAUCUCAGAAUCUGCCAAAGACUUCAUUCGUAACAUGAUGCAGAAGGACCCAAAGAUGCGCUACACCACUGACCUGGCCCUCAGGCACCCCUGGAUCAUUGGAAAGACAGCACGCAGUCAAGACAUCUAUCACUCUGUCAGUGAGCAAAUGCAGAAAAACUUUGUCAAGUCCAAGUGGAAGCAAGCCUAUAAUGCCGCAGUGGCUAUCAACCACAUGAGGAAGCUGCAGCUGGCUCAUUCUGAGAUGGCCAUGCGUCAGAACAGUGUUGUCAUUCCAGAAGUCAAUGUCAUCGAGGCGUCCACCAUUGCCCCAGCCGUGGAGCCCCACAAGGAGCCCAACAGCGAUGAGGUUAAUGGCAACCUCCCGGCCAGUCAGAGCACAGUUAUGGGUCACGUGAGCGUGCCACACAGCUGUAGUGAGCCCAGGAGCCAUUACGAGGCAGCCCUGAGCGGCAGCCAGAGUGGGCCUCAGCCUACACGCCCCCACGGUGGCACGCUGCCCAUCCACGCAGGCACACUCACCAAUGCUGAAAGGGGCAAGCAUGUCUACCAAUCUGAGCCAGCCAACCUAAAUGGGUAUGGCAGUAGAGGCGCCAAUCGUUGGGGCCAGAGUCUGCAGACGGCUGUGUGCUCCGUCAUGUGAUCACCUGUGCGGCGCAUCAUGACUAAUUAAGCAAGUCGGUAUUUCUGACUCAGCCGAUGGCUGUUUGGAAGGGGCGGAGCCCACAGGCAGGCAGGAGAGCUCAUUCAACAGCCUUUGGAUGGAGGGACUCUGAAUCCACAGUAAUCGGAGGGUGCCAAGAGUUCUCCCAAUACACAUACGUGUACAUAAACACAUAAAGUAUACCUAAAAUACACACACUGUCACACCGACUGCUGUCUGCUCAUACCAAGAAUCUUUUGAGGACAGUUGCUAAAGAUAAUUCUUGUCAAACGAAACAGACAAACAGUUCAUAUAUGUGUGUGAUCAAACAGAACGUAUUAGUGUGUGUGUGUUUGUGUUAGAAGAGUGCCUGUGUGUAUAUCUAAACAGAAGCACUGUAUUCUACUUCUGAAAAGCAGAGGUUUCUGUGAGCGAUUGUCGUUUCACAUUAAGAGCUUCAGUGUGUUGGUGCAUCUGUAUCUUUUGUGCUGUCCUGCAUCCUUAGUAUCCGAGCACCAGCGAGUGCCCUGCAUGGUCAUGCCACUAGAACGCUUGCUGCUGUGGUGUGGUCGACUCACACUCUUGUGAGACCUCUGAAACGUAUUACAGGCGCUUUGAUUUACUACAGCUUCAUUCAUUCAUUCAUUCAAGAGACCGUUAACUCAAAGUGGAUUCCUUUAUGAUAGGCGACUUGUAUGUUUUCAAAUUGCUUCCAUCUAGACUCUGUGGAACUUUGCUAUAUUUUUUAUAUUUAAUGUAUUCAUAUACCAUGUACAUACUGAUAUUUGAUUUUUGUAAAAAAUAAAAUAAAAAAAACGAAACAAAAAAAGUCAUAUUGUUAUGAACUCUAUGCUCACCUUCGUGUAUGGUCAUGUUUUUGUUCCAUCACUGUACAUGAAGUAUAACUUGCCUCUUGGCUGAUUCCCUGUUAUCGUCUGUGUAGCUUAUUCUUGUUAAAGAGAUUAUGGCUGACAAGUCUCCUGCCUAAAGACCAGAGGCAUGUGUGGUCACAGGAGAUGCUAGUUUUCACUGUGAAAUACUUUACUUCUGUCAAUAAUAAAGAAAUAAUCCCUA